UUCAGAUUUUCAAUGAGAUAAAAAUGAUGAAUAUGAUGGAAGACUCCCAGCAUGAAGUAGGACUAGGAGGAGUUAAAUCUGAACCUAUCGAGGUUGAUCAUCAAGUGGAGGAUACGGUUGGAGUUAGCACAGAGACUAUCAAGAUAAUAGCAGAUACACUUGGUAUGCCUGGCCUGCCUGAGGAUGCAUGCCGGGAGUUGAGUGAAGAGGUGACCUACAGGCUACGAAUGCUGACGCAGAACGCGCAGAAGUUUAUGAACCACGGACGCAGAACCAAAAUGUUUUGUGAUGAUAUUGAUCAUGCACUUAAACUUCAAGGACAAGAACCUCUUUAUGGAUUUCAGGCGCAAGAGCACAUACCUUUCCGGUUUUCCAGCGGGGGAGGUCGUGACCUCCAUUUUCUGGAGGACAAGGAGAUCGACCUCAACGAGCUUGUAAACAACCAACUUCCUAAAAUUCCAAUGGCGCCUAGUCUCCGAGCUCAUUGGUUAGCCAUUGAUGGAAUCCAACCUGCGAUCCCAGAAAAUCCUCCACCACAGAGUAAAGAUCAGCUGAUCACGGACUCCGUCGAUCCUGCCGCCAAACUCAAGAGCGGAGACGCCAAGGAUAAUAAACUAGGAGCUGUCCUAGGGCAGGCUAAGAUGAAGACUGUAGAGACGGUGAACGUGAAGCAGUUGGCCAGCCAUGAACUCAGUGUAGAACAACAGCUUUACUUCAAGGAGAUUACCGAGGCCUGUGUUGGAUCUGACGAACCCCGACGCGCCGAGGCGUUACAGUCUCUUGCCUGUGAUCCUGGUUUACAUCAGAUGCUACCAAGAUUAGCUACGUUUAUCGCUGAGGGUGUUCGAGUGAACGUUGUACAGCAUAACCUCGCUAUCCUGAUCUACCUUAUGCGUAUGGUGAAAUCAUUACUAGAGAACCAAACAUUGUACCUGGAGAAGUACCUUCAUGAACUGAUACCUGCUGUAGCAACCUGUAUAGUUUCUAGACAGCUCUGUUCUAGACCAGACCAUGAUAAUCAUUGGGCGCUCAGAGAUUUCGCGAGCAGAAUGAUGGCAGCCAUUUGCAAAAAUUUUCAUACUUCAACGAACAAUAUUCAAACUAGGGUUACCAAGAUGUUUAGUGACGCGCUCAAAUCUGAGCGCGCACCCCUUGUAUCCUACUACGGAGCUAUUGCUGGUCUUCAGGAGUUGGGACCCGACGUGAUCAAGGUCUUCAUCCUCCCUUACAUCAGCAUCCUCGCAGCUAAAAUCGACGCUGCCCUGGACUCCAACAACAGCAACCUUGCCACCUCCAGUGUAGAGAAGAUCGCUGCUCAGAAUAUUAGAACUCUAUUGGUGAAGUCCGUAAGUCCAGUGUUAAAAAGUUUACGUGACCCCCCGGACUAUAUUGAGGACUACAGGCUCGAGUUCGGGUCCCUGGGACAACCUCUGCAUACAGGGGUAGAACGAGCUCGAAAACAAUCUGGGAAUAAAUCUAGCGGAUUGGCCAGUACACCUGCCCGCCUACCUAGCCUAACCACGCCCACUGCCCGCCCACCUCAACCCUCAAAUGCAAGCCAACAAAAGGUGUUUAUUGUAAACCAACAGCAACAGCAAGGACAGCCAAGUCAACAACUACAACAAGUUCAGCAACUUCAAGUUCAACAGCUACAAGGAAUUCAGUCCCCUCAGGUUAGAACGGUUGUACUCCAGGACGGAAACCAGACUCCGCAUAGACCUAACCCAACCCAGCAGAUCGGAGUCAGAUCCGUCUUCCAACAAAACCCAUUCCCUUGAAGUACUUGAGUUAAACCUGGAGUACUAAGGUUUAAUUGUACAUAUACUUGUACAUAGAUUAUAAUAUUAUAGUGUAGAUCUAAGAAGAGGAAUUCAAGUUUGUCUACAUUUUAUUGUGAGGUAUUAGGACAGCUCAGGAAUUGGUGUUUGUAAAAACAAUAAAAAAAUAUAGUAAAUAAUGCUUCGUUUUAUAUACUGAAACUGAGCAAUUGUUGAUUACAAAAUGUUGUUUACAUUAAACUAGUUUUAAAGCUGUCUUAAUACGUCAAAGUUGAAAAGUGACAAACCUUAUCCCCCUUUCCUUAGUUCUAAACCUCCUUGGAUUUAAUUAAUUGUACGAUACAUUGUAACUUGGUAUAGUAAAUAAUGCAUAAAAUAUCAAGGCCUUAUUCUCAAUAUUGACAGGGGUGUAUAUUUUCCUAAAAAAUCAUUUCCCCUAAUUUUUAAAGCACCACACAAAUCCAUUCGAUACACAUAGGAGCCUUCUGAAAUGAUGCAGUAUUUUUAAUAUUAUAUAUAAUACAUGUUUUAUGUUAACAUUAUUAUUUAUUUGUGUUAUUUCGUAAUAAUGAUCGUAGCUGAAAAUAUUUAAUAAUUCUGAUUUGUUUUUGUGUUA
This is a messenger RNA of Eurytemora carolleeae, 2394 nucleotides long. RefSeq names its product transcription initiation factor TFIID subunit 6-like. Bases 24 to 1778 code for a protein of 584 amino acids. Gene Ontology annotation, biological process: transcription initiation at RNA polymerase II promoter; RNA polymerase II preinitiation complex assembly. Gene Ontology annotation, cellular component: transcription factor TFIID complex; SAGA complex; SLIK (SAGA-like) complex. The record is from RefSeq and is a predicted model, not a curated record. NCBI's taxonomy places the organism in Eukaryota, Metazoa, Arthropoda, Copepoda, Calanoida, Temoridae. The transcript has 17 exons. Gene Ontology annotation, molecular function: transcription coactivator activity; protein heterodimerization activity; RNA polymerase II general transcription initiation factor activity.